AUGGCGGCAUACGGCAAAAUUGAAGAAUAUAAGGCAGAACAAGAGGACUGGAUUCAGUAUACAGAGAGACUGUCCCAGUAUUUCAUCGCAAAUGAAAUUAAAGAAACUGAAAAGCAACGUGCAAUCUUGCUUAGUGUGUGCGGGGCUAAAACGUAUAGCCUUUUGAGAAGUUUAGUGGCUCCACUUAAACCUAGUGAAAAAACAUUUGCCGAGCUCGUGGCAGCUCUUACAGAGCAUUAUAAUCCGAAACCAUCAGCCAUAGUACAGAGAUUUAAAUUUGAUAGCUGUUCUCGCAAGCCAGGCAUAUCAGUAGCUGGUUUCGUAGCGGAACUCCGCGCACUUUCAGAGUAUUGCGAGUUCGGAGACACAUUGAAUGACCGUUUGAGAGACAGACUAGUGUGUGGAAUUAACGAUGAACGCAUACAACGCCGAUUACUGUCAGAGUCGACGCUGGAUUUCAGAAAGGCACUGGAUAUUGCGCAAGGGAUGGAAAUUGCAGCAAAAAAUACUUCCGAUCUACAGGCUACAACAAGCGGCAUUCUACUGUUAAACACAGGUACGGUCAAUGAGAUUUCAUACGAUAAAUCCAGAAGACAGACCAGUUACUCAGAGAACCAGCACAAAUUGCCAUGUUAUAGAUGUGGGGGUAAGCACUCACCUGAUGUCUGUAAUUUUAAAGAUGCUGAAGUCUGUCGUAGUAAAAAGAAAGAUACACGGAAACAGCCCAGGAAGGAGGAAUCGAUGCACGUAGUGGAGGAGGAAAGUGAAGUGUAUACAAUGUUCAAUGUAAGAAGCAAGCAGCAGAGGGAAAAGCCAAUCACUGUAGAGGUUAUUAUAAAUGACCAAGUAACCACCAUGGAGAUUGAUACUGGAGCUUCAGUAUCAAUAAUUAGUGAAUCAACUUACAACAGAAACUGGCCUUUGGACAAUAAACCUGAACUUACCACAUCUGAUGUGGUUCUACGCACCUAUACAGGGGAACAAGUUCCAAUACUGGGGUCCAUCAGUGUUUUGGUUAAAUACCAAGGACAAGAGAUAUAUUUACGACUCACUGUAGUUAAAGGGGAAGGCCCCAGUCUGCUGGGUCGGGACUGGUUAAAACAGUUGAAACUAAACUGGACAGAGCUAUUUUGGACACAAGCUGCAGGAUACCAAACAUUGUUGGAGAAGCAUAGCGAACUCUUUCAAAGUGGUUUAGGUACACUCAGGGGAACGACAGGAAAAAUUCAGGUGGACCCAGCAGCUAGGCCACGUUUUUUCAAACUGAGACCAGUCCCAUACGCCAUGAAAGACAAAGUGGAUCAAGAACUGGACCGAUUGAUAGCAGAAGGGGUUAUUGAACCAGUACAGUUUUCUGAGUGGGCAGCCCCAAUAGUACCAAUCCUAAAAGCAGACGGCAGUGUACGUAUAUGUGGGGACUACAAGGUCACAGUUAACCAAGCGGCAAGGAUAGAUACAUACCCCAUUCCCAGGAUUGAAGAUCUUUAUGCUACGCUCGCAGGAGGACAGGAAUUUACAAAAAUUGAUUUGAGCAACGCUUACCUGCAAAUUCUACUGGACAAAGGAUCCAAACCUUAUGUGACCAUUAACACACAUCGGGGACUGUUUUGCUAUAACCGCUUGCCUUUUGGAGUGUCAGCAGCACCUGGCAUUUUUCAAAGAAUAAUGGAUUCGCUCUUACAGGGCAUACAGGGUGUGUGUGUGUACCUUGAUGACAUUCUCAUUACAGGCAGAACUGAACAGGAACAUCUUGCAAAUUUAGAGGAAGUGUUACACAGGCUCUCACAGUCAGGAAUGCGUAUAAAAAAAGACAAGUGUGUUUUCCAGGCUCCUGAAGUCAUCUAUUUGGGACAUAAGAUAGACGCAGCCGGUCUACAUCCCGUGGAAGAGAAAGUGAGAGCCAUAUCAGAAGCUCCAGCCCCAAAAUCUGUUACUGAGCUAAAAUCCUUUCUCGGCCUGCUCAACUAUUAUGGACGUUUCUUGCCAAAUCUGUCCACAGUUUUAGCACCAUUGCAUAAACUGUUGCAGAAACAGGUCCGGUGGCAUUGGGGUUUGGAGCAGACAAAGGCGUUUACGCAGGCAAAAGCUCUGCUGCAGUCUUCAGACGUACUGGUGCACUAUGAUGGUAAGAAAGCCCUGGUGUUAUCAUGUGACGCUUCGCCUUAUGGAUUGGGAGCUGUGCUUGCACAUAGGAUGUUGGAUGGUUCAGAGCGGCCCAUCAGCUAUGCAUCACGCUCUUUGGCACCUGCCGAGAAAAAGUAUUCUCAACUGGAGAAGGAAGGGCUGGCUGUUAUUUUUGGCGUAAAAAGGUUCCAUUGCUAUCUGCUGGGCAGACAUUUUACAAUAAAUUCAGAUCACAAGCCUCUCCAGAGCUUGUUCAAUGAAAAUAAACCAAUACCCCCAAUGGCCUCGGCUAGAAUUCAGCGCUGGGCUCUAACGUUGGCUGCAUAUGACUACAGUUUCCGAUAUAAACCGGGGGAGGACCUUGGCAACGCAGAUGCACUGAGCAGACUUCCUUUACCAGAAGGCCCACAAAAAGUGCCAAUGCCAACCAAAACAGUUCUUUUAUUGGAAUGGCUCUCAACGUCCCCGUUAGAUGCGAGACAGGUCAGCAAGGCUACCGAAAGAGACCCAGUGUUAUCAAGGAUACGCAGAAUGGUUACAAAUGGUUGGGUGGGGUUGCCAAAUAGGGAAACCAAGCCUUAUUUUAGCAGGAAACAAGAAAUAAGCAUCAUGGAAGGUUGUCUCCUGUGGGGAGCACGUGUCAUCAUUCCACCUACACUGAGACUGCAAGUUCUAAAAUUACUGCAUGAGGCACACCCAGGGAUAGUGCGCAUGAAGUGUUUGGCACGGAGCUAUGUGUGGUGGCCGAAAAUGGACCAGGAAUUAGAAAAGAAGGUCCAGGAAUGUACCAGAUGCCAAGCAAAUCGGCAUGCCCCUCCAGAGGCACCGCUACAUCCCUGGAAAUGGCCACAAAAACCAUGGGAAAGAAUUCAUGUGGAUUAUGCUGGUCCUGUUAAUGGAAAAAUGCUCCUGGUGAUAGUGGAUGCGCAUUCCAAGUGGAUCGAGGUCCACCCGAUGACCUCGUCCACAGCUGAGGCUACUAUUGACAGACUCAGAGUCACUUUUGCUGCUUUAGGACUGCCAGAAUCAGUUGUUUCCGACAAUGGACCACAGUUUGUGGGAGAACUAUUCAGGCAGUUUAUGGUCCAAAAUGGCAUUAAGCACAUUAAAACAUCCCCUUAUCACCCCUCCUCUAACGGUUUAGCAGAGAGGGCAGUUCAGACAAUCAAGGAAGGAUUAAAGAAAAUGGAAAAGGGGAAUAUGGAGUCGAAACUGAUCAGGUUUCUUUUCAAGUACAGGGUGACGCCCCAAGCCACCACAGGUAAAUCACCAGCGGAGCUCCUGAUGGGACGGAAACUUCGCACCCACCUGGAUUUGCUAUACCCAGAUGAGAGAGCCAGGGUCGAGCAGAAACAGGCGCAACAGAAAGCAAAUCAUGAUAUACACGCCAGACAACGGUUCUUUAAGGUGGGGGACAGUGUGUUUGCUCGCAACUUUGGCACAGGGCCGCAGUGGUUGUCAGGCACCAUAAGCAAACAGACAGGUCCAGUGUCAUACGUUGUACAAUUGCAAGAUGGUAGAGCCUGCCGGAGACAUGUGGACCAUGUCCGUAGGGGUUUUCCUAAAGAACCUGAGACAGAUAUGCCGCAGCCUGACAGUCCCCAACUAGAAGUAGAGGACACUGUGUCUGACCAGCCCAGUGUGGACCAGGGUGACUCAAGGACAAAGACACAGGAUCAGCUUGCAAACUAUGAAGAAGAACAGGAGAUUCUAGAAGACACUUCUGAGAAUCAGGACAUUACAGUGGGGGACCAAACAGAAGACACAGCCCCUUUGCGUCGCUCUAGUCGUAUCCCGAAGCCUCGGGUACUGAUGGACUGGUAAAAGCUAAAACCAGAUAGUUACAGGCAGUUACGGAAGAGAGGGCAGAAUAAUCCCUCAUAAUUGUCUGGAGGAACAGGGUAGUCCACCCCUGUCCUCAUAGUGGGGUCAGGGAUUGUUUGUGUUCUUGUUCUACAUGUUAUUAUUAAUAAUAGUAUUUUGUUUAAAAAAAAAAAAAAAAAAAAAAUGAAAAUAUAGGGGUUGACAAAUACUUAAAGUGGGAGGAAUGUAGAGUAUUGGAGUGUUACAGCUUUAAGCAAUGUAUGCUAGAGAGGUCAAAGGGCAGAA
Messenger RNA from Acipenser ruthenus (sterlet), 4233 nucleotides. RefSeq lists its product as uncharacterized. Gene Ontology annotation, biological process: DNA integration; proteolysis. The transcript has 2 exons. The coding region runs from base 1 to 3948 and encodes 1315 amino acids. Gene Ontology annotation, molecular function: nucleic acid binding; aspartic-type endopeptidase activity. NCBI's taxonomy places the organism in Eukaryota, Metazoa, Chordata, Actinopteri, Acipenseriformes, Acipenseridae. The record is from RefSeq and is a predicted model, not a curated record.